Molecule: messenger RNA, 1593 nt
Organism: Encephalitozoon cuniculi GB-M1
Lineage: Eukaryota; Fungi; Microsporidia; Unikaryonidae
Product: phosphoacetylglucosamine mutase PCM1
Exons: 1
Coding region: 1-1593 (530 amino acids)
Biological process (GO): UDP-N-acetylglucosamine biosynthetic process; carbohydrate metabolic process
Molecular function (GO): phosphoacetylglucosamine mutase activity; magnesium ion binding
Source: RefSeq, marked provisional
AUGGACAAUGCUCUGAUAGCCGAUGAGAAUCUUAAAAAACCCUCGAAGCCAGCCUACUACGGAACUGCCGGGUACAGGUCGAAGACGUCUGACCUGAACAAUAUCCUGUGCAGGGCAUCGCUCAUAGCCUACCUGCGGUCUACGACGUUUGCAGGAAAGAUCAUUGGAGUGAUGAUCACGGCAAGCCACAACCCCGUGGAGUACAAUGGAAUCAAGAUAAUCGACCACAACGGAGACAUGCUGGAUGAGGUGUGGGAGGAGUAUAGUGAUAGGAUUGUGAACUGCGAUGAUGAGAAGCUCGCAAGAGAAAUGAAGAAAAUCCUGAGGUCUUGCAGCAACCAGAGUGAGCUGGGGGAGGGGGUGAGAGGCCAUGUAGUUCUUGGGAGAGAUACCAGGGACAGCGGGGAGAGGCUGUGCAACAACAUCAGAUCGGUGUUGGGCAAGUUGAACUGCACGGUGGAUGAUUACGGGGUGGUGACGACUCCCGAGCUGCACUUUCUUGUAAGGAAGUGUAACACGGAGAACAGGGUGGUUGACAAGGCAGAGUACAUGAAGAAUAUUGCUCACAACUUCAAUUCACUAUCUUCUAUAACAAAGGGAAACCUUAGGAUGAUGAUAGAUACGGCAAACGGAGUCGCAGAUAUGAAGCUCAAGGAGUUGGAUGGGAUGCUCGACGGCAAGCUGAACUAUGAGGUCCUGAACGAUCCGAAGGGCAUCCUGAAUCUGGACUGUGGAGCCGACUUUGUCAAAACAAAGAAGAGGGCUCCGAGGCUCGAGGCGCUUAGCUCCAGUGGGUUCUCCCAGGCAGCAAACAGGAUCUGUGCCUCCUUUGACGGCGACGUCGACAGACUCAUAUUCUUCACCGGCCCAAAGGAUACGGAGAUAUUCGACGGAGACUCACAGGCAGUCUUCCUGGCCCUCUACAUAAGGUCUCUUCUCGACAGAAUUGAGUCUCGGCUCAGCAUCGGGGUUGUGCUUUCCUACUACUCGAACAAUGCAGCUGUUGACGUUCUCCCCCCUGAGUCGUUCAAGGUUGUGAUGGCACAAACUGGGGUCAAGAACUUUGUGAGUGCAGCAAGAGAGUUUGAUGUUGGGAUAUACUUCGAGCCGAAUGGACAUGGAAGCGUGUGCUUUUCACAGGCCUGCAUAGACGAGAUAGAGAAAGGAAGUACCAAAUCCCAUGCGAUUCUUAAGAUCUUGGCCAAUCUGUUUGAUCCGUGCAUCGGAGACGCAUUGGCAAACUUCGUGAUUUUCAAGGCGCUGAUGGGCAGUGCAGACGACCUCAGGAAGUUCAGAGAAAAUCCAAGCAGGCUUCUCACAGUCAAGAUAGUAGACAAGAACAGCAUCAAGGUUGACCAGAAAAACCAAGUCAUUGAGCCAAAAGAGCUUCAGGACAAGAUUGAUGUGGAGGCGCUGAGUCUUGGGGGCAGAUCCUUCGUCAGGCCCUCUGGAACAGAAGAUGUUGUCAGGGUAUAUGCCGAGUGUCCGUCAGAGGCCGACGCAGACCUCCUCUGCCUCAAGGUUGCACAACAUGUCUAUGACAUGUGCAACGGCAUUGGAGACCACCCUGAAAUUGAUUACACAAGUAAAUAA